This is a messenger RNA of Plectropomus leopardus (leopard coralgrouper), 2413 nucleotides long. RefSeq names its product angiopoietin like 3 (gene angptl3). Gene Ontology annotation, biological process: phospholipid homeostasis; triglyceride homeostasis; cholesterol homeostasis. The record is from RefSeq and is a predicted model, not a curated record. NCBI's taxonomy places the organism in Eukaryota, Metazoa, Chordata, Actinopteri, Perciformes, Serranidae.
CCUGGGUUAUAGGCGGAGGGAGAGAAAAGAGGGUUGAGUAGAGCAAAGCAGGCGCAGUGAAACACUGUGUUAGAAAAUACUUCACAAUCCAGGAUUGGACAAAAAAGUCAUGAUGAAGUCAUUUUGCCUGUUGCUGCUGCUUGCUAGUUUUGCUGCUUCGGUCCCUGUGGAGUCCUCAGAGUACACCACCCUGCCCUCCCAGGGCCUUGCCUUAGCACCAAACCCAACCGAGGCAAAGUCGCGCUUUGCCAUGCUGGAUGAUGUUCGUCUCCUCGCCAACGGCCUCCUUCAGCUAGGCCAGAGUUUAAGGGAGUUUGUCCAGAAGACCAAGGGCCAAAUCAAUGACAUCUUCCAGAAGUUGAACAUUUUCGACCGCUCAUUCUACCAGCUCUCAGUGGUCACGUCUGAGAUCAAGGAGGAAGAGGAAGAGCUGAAGAAGACCACAAAUUUCUUGAAGGCCAACAAUGAGGAGAUCAGGAACCUGUCACUGGAAAUCAACUCUAAGAUCAACGGCAUCCUUCAGGAGCGCAUGCAGCUCCAGACUAAGGUGGGGAGCCUUGAGGAGCGGCUGAAGGGACUGUCAGAGAGCAUUAUCCCUGCUGAUCAGCUCAGUGAAAUCACAACGCUCAAGGAAGUGAUUGAAUCUCAAGAGAAAACAAUCACCAAUCUGCUGAAAGCCGUGAAGGAGCAGCACGAUCAGCUUGACAACCAGAAAACCAAGAUCAAAAACCUGGAGGAAAAGCUAAGCUAUGACAGCUUUCAAGAUACACUCGAUAAGCCAGUGGAUUCAGACCCUGCAGCUGCUAUUAUGUUUGAAUAUCUGACAGGAAACUUAACUGACCUGGAUGCAAAUGACCUUCCCAGGGACUGCAGUGAGUUAUUUAAUAAAGGAGAGGCAAACAGUGGAAUCUAUGUCAUCAAGCCAAACCAGUCUGAGCCAUUCAAUGUUUACUGUGAAAUGAAUUCAGAUGGGGGUUCAACUGUCAUCCAGCGUAGGGUUGAUGAUGCAGUGGAUUUUGACCAGACCUGGGACAAGUAUGAGGAAGGCUUUGGAAAUCUGGAAAAGAGCUUCUGGCUAGGCUUAAAGAAGAUCCACAGCUUUACUCAGCAGGGAGCUUACAUCCUGCGUAUUGAUUUGGAGGACUGGAAGGAUGGAAAGCACUGGGUCGAGUACUGCUUCUCACUAGAGGGUCCCUCCGAGGCCUACACCCUUCAUGUCAGCCACUUAUCUGGUGACCUGCCUGAUACCCUGGCCAACAGCACUGGCAUAAGAUUCUCCACAAAAGACAGAAAUUAUGGGAACCAUCAAAACUCCAACUGUGCUCGCAGUUGCACAGGUGGUUGGUGGUUCAAUGCUUGUGGAGAGACCAAUCUCAAUGGAAGGUAUUUGUGGUUAAGAGCAAAGGGACGCUCUAUGAGAAGAAAGGGCAUUCACUGGAAGCCUGGCACAGGGCCCUCAUAUUCCCUCAAGAUGACCAAGAUCACCCUGCGACCAGCCCUGACUUCUGAAAGCUUCAACUGAACACGACAAGUCAUUACUUUUCUUAUAACACUAGGUCAUUUCUCACAAACACUCAUAAUAUCUAAAUGUAUAGCUGAAAAGGAGAGGAUGAAGUAACACAGAAAGUUUCGUACUUUAUAUGCACAUGAAAGUUGAUUGCUUCCUUACAGCAUUUUGUCAGAGGCUAGUGCUGACCGACAGAUAACAGACCAAAAAUGUCACUAAUGCUGAACUGUCGCAAUGAUGCAACAAUGCCACACAGGUCAUUAACCCACUGGGUCAAUGGGUCCAGCAAGGACAGUAGAAUCGUCAUUAUGCAACAUCAGCAAUCACUUACAAAAUGGACAUAUUGAUCCACAUCAUCAACCCGAUUAUGUGAAACUGUUGCAUGUUCCCAGGAGCUACAGGCACAAAUACCAACAUGUUAUUACAUAAAGCAUGCAAAUUAUGUAAGUCAGAGUUCAAGAGAAACACUGCAUCUCUGACAUCUCAAAAAGUGUCAAUACUGGGACUCUUGUCAUGUUUUUCCUGGUAUGUCACUCUUCUCUAUUCUUAGUUUCAUGGAAUACUAUCUUUAAAGUGGGGGCAAUAUCAGCAGUCAAACACAGUACAAAAAAAACUGAUACAAAGCUCUGGCAGCACACUGAUGAAGUUUUUCCCUUUUGUUUGUUCUAUUUUUUUUACUCUGUAAAGUAUUUAAACCAUGUUCAUGCUAUCUGAUUUAUGCUGGUAUUGUUAGAAAAAAGGAAUUUCUGUAUAUUUCCUAUGUUAUUGAGUCAUAUUGACUCUUUUCCUUUGUUACAAUAUAACUAACCUCAGUGUAAAUAUGCAACAUACUAACACAUCACCCUGACAGUAGCUAUGUGCUCUGACAAAUCAUAUUUAUGAUGCCAAAUAAAAAUCUUGACCAAA